Messenger RNA from Closterium sp. Yama58-4, 3933 nucleotides. The record is from the annotation of a GenBank genome assembly. NCBI's taxonomy places the organism in Eukaryota, Viridiplantae, Streptophyta, Zygnematophyceae, Desmidiales, Closteriaceae.
AUGGAGGACGAGCGCGUGUCGAUAGUGGUUGAGUCAAGAAACGGCGCUGCGAGACAAACAGCUUCUUACGGCGCCGAACCAAUGCGCGACGUCGCUGGAGACGUCGCAGGCGAGUCACACGCCGAAAAUGACGACUUAACCACGUCGGCGUUCGACGAAACUACAGGCGGAAGCGGAGCCGCCGUCGACGGCGGCUCGGCUGAUCUCUCGACUAGCCGUCGACGGCGGCGUGGUCUUUGGCGGGCGCUAGUCAACAAACAGACAGAUGACGCGACGGGAACAGACGACCAACUGGAACGAAAGGGUCUGUGGCAAGGAGCUCCAAGCGCGCACAUUUCGUGCAUACCUUGCGUCUCGUACAGCAAAGGCAAUGGCGGGGCCGCUGAUCACGACGGCGACGAAAACGGAGACCGAGGCGCGUCCUGGCCUAAGCUUCCGAAAUCGCUUUCGGGAAGUAGUGGUAGCCGGAGCGGACGAGGAGGAGACGGCGGGGAGGACGGCAAGGAUAUCGAAGCGGCGAUCCGCGUGCGCACCGCCGACUUCGACGCGAAGAGCGAGAACCACUAUGUGAUCGUGAUCCACGGGACGUUCGACGCGCCGCCGCCGGACGGCGCGCCGACGUGGUACCAACCGCCAGCGCCCGGCGAACAGAACUUCUGCCGGAAGCUCAGCCGGCUGUUUGCGCUGGGACCCAUCGGGGAGGAUGCCAUCUGGCGCGACCUGCCGUGCUCCGCGCUCCCGGGAAUCCCGUACCCGUUCCACUGGGACGGCACCAACACGCACCUGGGCCGCGUCACCGCCGCUAUGAAGCUGCACAAUCUGAUUGACCAAAUCGCUCAGAACGAUCCGGCAGCUCGAAUCCACCUGGUGGCGCAUUCUCACGGCGGCAAUGUCAUGCUCAAGACGAUCGAACUGUACAUGGCGAAGUUGGGGCGGCGGCCGAAGAACGAGUGGCACCCGGCGGUGGCGAGGCAGUUUUGGGCGGCGCACAGGCGGAGCUAUGAGCUGAUCAAGAGGUGGCGGCGCAUCGACAUGCGCGGGUCGUGGUGGCGCUUCUUCCCCUUCCUCGUCGUCUUCCGCGGUUUCAACGGGCAGAAGACAACGGGGGUGAAGGAGAGCUACCCGUGGGCGUACCAGCAGUGGCUGGACUCGCUGCUGCGGCUCCCAGCAGUGCGGCAGCGGCGCUUCCUGGCGUUCCGCCACGCCACCUCGCCCAUCACCAACGCCCUCGGCGCCCUCGUCUUCCUCGGCACGCCAUUCUACAUCAAGAAGUGGCAGACCAAUGGGUUUCUCUGGCUGCUCGUGUCUACGGUGCUCAAUGUGGUGCUGCUGUAUGUCUUCAUUCUCGUCUACACGUCCAUCUGGCAAAUCAUCGUGCUGCUCAUCGCCGGCCGGCCCCAAGACUUCUAUGGGCAGAGCGCCCCUCCUUUCAUCAUCGCCACUGGAAUCAUGCUUCUCAUCAAUGUGAAGCAAGUCAUGGAUGUUCUGCGCACCACAGUGUUCUACAGUGGCAAUCUCUACCACAAGCCAACCUUUGACUGGUCGCCGGCAAUGUCUGCUCUUGUCAUUCAUGCCGGCAAGCUCGACGAGGCCAGUCUAGCGCUAUCCAUGGAGCCAAUCACGCGAGCCUACGUCUUCCCCCACCUGACAAAACUCCUGAAGCAGACCCCCUGGGCGCCCUUCCCCAAGCCCCCAACCCGUUACGCGCGCCAGGUGGACUGGUGGGCCUUUUUCUUCCACUGCGCCAUCAUCCUCGUGUGGGACACUCUCUUCUUCCUCCCAGCUGCCAUCAUGUCCGUUUGCUCACACAUCAUCGCGCCCAUUGUCACGGGAACACUUCAGAAGAUGAUUGUGACGGUCAGCUUCGGACUGUCCCCAGGGGAUCUGAACUACGCGUAUAUCUACGUGGACGAGCACUUGGAUUUGGACUUAGCCACUCAGCAAGUCGACCACUGGAACGUUCAGAAACUGCUGGCAGAGGCGAAGACCAAGUCACUCAAGGGAGAGUUGAUGCCAGGCUAUGAGGAUGACACCGUGGAGCAACCCGAGUGGCUGGAACCCGUCCUGCAGUCGCCCCACCAGCCCUCACACCUGCACUCCCCACAUGCCACUACACCAACAGGAGCAGCAGCAUCGCCAGCAGCUGCUGCUGCUUCUGCUGGUUCUCCCGUUGAUUUUUCAGCCUCUCCCCGCGGCACGCAGCAGAGUCAGGGCGCGUUCGGGAGGCCAAGGAGCAGGAAGGGGGUCAGGGGCGGGAGGCUGACAACGCUGGCUGCAGUGGCAGAGGCAGCAGUAGAAGCAAAUGAAAGGGGGGUGAGUCUCGGGUCACCUGAGAGGGAACCACAGGCAGAAGCAGCUGUAGGGGUGCAUGAGAGGGUGGGGGUAGGAGCAGUAGCAAGGGGCUAUCAGAGGGAGCAGGGAGGGGAGACUGCAGCAGGGUUGUCUGAGCAAGUCGGGGUAGAUGCAGGGAGGGGAGGAGCGGGGAGAGUGGCGGAGGGGCGUGUGGUAAUGGGAGGAGUUGCAGAACGGGUGGAGCAGAGGCGGGGGAGCGGUGGAGAGGAAGAGUGGUUUGAUGCGCCUGAGGAAGAGUGGGAGGGAAGGGGGGAAAAAAGCCCGCAGAAGCAGCAGAAUCAGCAAAACCAGCAGAAGCAGCAGAAGCAGCAAAAGCUGGUGAGGAAUGUGAGCUUGGACCGACCGGAGGAGGAGGAGCAGAGCCUGGAGCGAGCGGCUGAAUUUCUGGCUGCCUUAAACUCGCCUUCAGACACGAAUAGCACUGCUGCUGGUAGCGGCGGCGGGGGUGGCCGUGGUGCUGCUGCUGUUAUGAAGCUGCCUCUACCGCCUCCCGCCUUCUCGUCCCACGCAGCGGCGCACCCCACAUUGUCUGUUCCCGGAGGAUUUUCAACAACUCGCGCUCGCGACCCAGCCCGUUCGACAGCAGAUGAAGCUUCUGGGAAGGUGCAUGACGACGCUUCCGCAUCAGCAGCCGCUUCCGCAGCAGCUACUGCUAGUGCAGCAGCCAUCUCUGUGCCAGAAGCACCAGCUGAGAGCGGAAGAGAGAAGCUGGUGUACGAGUUUCUGUGGGACGAUCAGGAGCUGGCAGUGAUGGCAGAGCAAUCACAAACCUUCCAGCGUCUCAAGUCCCAAAUGAACAAAAUCGGCCGCAACCCGCGGCUCAGCGAGCGCGAGUUUGAGCGGCAGCUGCAGCAGCUGUGCGUCAUGAUCGAGGAGCGGAUGGGCGAGCUCACCGGGCGUUUUGACCUGAACCACGGCGCGUACUUUCGAGAUCCUCGCAUUCUCCGUGUGAUCGCUCAUUUCAUUGAGAAACGGGAGCUUCCGGAGUGGUCGAAAGGGAUUGACGGGGAUAUUUGGCGGUGGAAUGAGAAUCUGGCUAAGAUUCAGUCGAAGCAGCUGCAGCAGAUGGCCAUGGGGGGUGGUGGGGGCGGAUCAGGAAAUUCCGGAGGUUCGGGAGGUUUAGGAGGUUCGGGAGGGAAGGUGGGAGAGGGCUCGUCACGAGAGAAGGAGAUUUCUGGCGGUUCUAUUGGUGCUGCGAAGCUGAAAUCUCUGCUUAAGAACAUGCGAGGGGGGAGCGGGAGGGAAGGUGGGUUCAAAGGAUCAACUCCCAGCUUUGAGAACAUUUACUUGAAUGCUGCUGAUAGUUCUGGCUCUGUAGGCUCAGAAGGAGGCUCGGUAAGAGGUAUGUCAAGUUUCAGUGGCUUGGAGAGCGUCAGGGGCAAGGCUGUCAGCUUCGGCGUUUCUGGGGCGCCUCGGCCGAAGCUGGACUUGCCGAACCUGAAACCCGCGGCUAUUGCGGCUCCUUUAAAAAAGAUAAGGUCGACGGUGGUUGGUGUAGCAUCUACAGUGUCGUCUACAGUUAAUGUUGCACGGCAUCAAGGGGAUUUUGUUCCAACAGCUCGAAACCCCCAUCAUCAAUAG